Rhodotorula toruloides NP11 is the source of this 363-nucleotide messenger RNA. RefSeq names its product prefoldin subunit 2. The transcript has 6 exons. Bases 1 to 363 code for a protein of 120 amino acids. Gene Ontology annotation, cellular component: prefoldin complex; cytoplasm. The record is from RefSeq and is a predicted model, not a curated record. NCBI's taxonomy places the organism in Eukaryota, Fungi, Basidiomycota, Microbotryomycetes, Sporidiobolales, Sporidiobolaceae. Gene Ontology annotation, biological process: protein folding. Gene Ontology annotation, molecular function: protein folding chaperone.
AUGGCUUCCACAGGCUCAAAGGCCCCGACAGACCAAGAGAUCGCAGUGCAGUUGCGGCAGCGGCAGGGCGAGUUGCAGGCGUUGGUGCAGAAGAUCACGGAGCUCGAACGAGAGGCAGAAGAGCACUCCCUCGUCAUCGAAACCCUCCAAGAAGCGCACCAAUCCACGCCCGACCGAAAGUGUUUCCGCCUUGUCGGCGGAGUCCUGGUCGAACGGACGGUCAAGGACGUGUUGCCCCAGCUUGAGGGACAGUUUGAGCAACUCAAGGGGGUAUUGGAGACGCUGACGGGGCAGUAUAAGACGAAGGAAUCGGCGUUCGCGCAAUGGCAGCGGGAUAACAACAUCGUGAUCCGCCAACGAUGA